Olea europaea var. sylvestris is the source of this 1214-nucleotide messenger RNA. RefSeq lists its product as uncharacterized. The record is from RefSeq and is a predicted model, not a curated record. The transcript is spliced from 3 exons. The coding region runs from base 808 to 1212 and encodes 134 amino acids. Lineage: Eukaryota; Viridiplantae; Streptophyta; Magnoliopsida; Lamiales; Oleaceae.
AGUAUUGAUCUUUAUAGAUCCGACUAAUGGAGUGUGCCACUAAACUAUAAUGAGGGGAGGAGAUGAAGGGAGGGUCAAAGUAAUCCCAAAGAGUGGAGCAAGCUACAUGACAUUACGCCAGUGUAAUGGUCGAAAUAAUCCUCCAUUGUGAAGGAAUGAUACCAUACGAUAUAUCUUUCAAAUGAUUCGUCUUGAUCUCAUACAGAUACCCCUAUGCUUUGCGCCAUUUCUUUCUAUCCAUAGAAACCAGAAAAUUAGUAGAGGGAUAAUGAUGCAAAUGUGUCCACUCCAAGUAAGCUGUCCAGAGUAACGCCAUCAUAGAAAUCUUUGUCUGAUGCUCUCGCCUGCAAUCAUAGUAAUCUGAAAUAAGAGGACAAAGUGCUGCUAGACUUGAUCUAAUAUACUACUACCAGUAAAAAUAUGGGUAAUUGUCUCAAUCUCAGAACAACAUUGACAUUGAGAAGCCAGUUGACUGCCAACUCUCCUUUGAUUAAUAGUAUCCACUAGAAUCAAAUCCUGCCACAAUUUUCAACAGAAGAAUGAGAUUUUGGUAGGUAUGGUAGGGUUCUAAAGGAGACAAAAUGAAUCUUGUAACGGUUUGCUAGGACAAAUCAACUGCCAUGCAGACUUAGUGGUAAAUCUACCAUCUGAUGUAGCCCUCCAAAAAAUAUGAUCUGGGACGUCAAUACAUAAUGGCAUGUUCACAAUCUGUUCUGCUAUAAUUGGUGGAAGAGCCUAUAUUAAUCGUCCAAAGUUCCAUCCAGUCUCCUUGAAAAAUUCGUGCACCCUCUCAGGUGUGUGUUGCCUAUGUGGGAGGAUCGACACCAAAGAACUAUCUCCCAUCCAACAAUCAUGCCAAAAGAAAAUAUGACCAGCCCCAAGUUGCCACGCAAUGUGUGGUUCGACGCACUUCUAACAGGCAUCAAAAGUAUGCAUCAUCUCCAAGUAUUAAAAUUAGAUGACUUAUACGUCUCCAACAUUAGCAACAUGGUGCAAUCUUUAAAGGCAUUCUUUUACCUCAAGCACUUCUAUUUUCGGUACAAUUAUGCAAAUGAAAGUAUUGGAUCCUAUGAGUUGAGACAUUUAAGACAGCUGGAGGGACUGUUCUUGGAUUAUUCUAAUGUGGACUGGAACUUUCUACAAUGUAUCUUCCCUCAAGAUUUUAUCUUUGUCCAGAUGCGGACUCAAUGGCACCCUUCCCGUUCAAGGUAAAC